AUGACGCGAGUGGAGAAUUUCGAUUUGACGGAUCUGAUUGGCUACGAUUGGCGCUCUUUUUGCUGCCUGUUGCUAAGGCAACUCGAAGUAGAUAUAGUAAACAUUAAAAUCAAGAAAGCUGUUGCCAUGUACGUGCUAAUAAAAUGGGUAAAAGAAAACCAAGUAAGUGUGGGCUUGGAUAACUUUGUGAAGGACAAAAAAAUGUUAAAGGACCCAAAGAGGAUUGGCCUGGUGGAACACGGAGCGGUUGGAGUUAAGCCCCCGAAAUGCGGCUGGAAAGCGUUUCCGGCCCAAAUACUCUGUGUAAACGAGAGCCUUGGAGAAAUAAAAAAGGUCGAGCGUCAGUGGAUAGAUGCGCACAAGAUGGCGACUCCAUUGAAAUCCAAGACUACAGUUGACACUGAAGAAGAUAGGAUUUCUCAAUCUGAUGAAGAGGAUGAGACUCCUCAACAUCAGACAGGGGAUGAUUCAAAUGGGACUCCAGAGCAUGAUUCAAUCUGUACUCCAAAACGGCCAAAGAGAGACUACAACAAUGACAUAAAAGAGCUUGAGGAGAGGCUAAAAACUAAGGAAAAGGAGAUAAGGCGUUUGAGAAGAUUAAACUUUCAAAUGCAAGAGGGACUUGCUGGUACAAUCACAAAAGCUGUCAAAGAUGCCAUUCAGGCGGCUCAGUCUGCUCCCAGCCACCCAGUACUCACAUCUAACACCCACGUAGCCACUCUUAACCAAACUGGAGACAUAAUGAACAAGUCUGUGACUGACUUAAUGAACCCAGUUGCUUUGGAUCAUGCUCAAAGGUGUGAGAGUUACAAAAAGCUAACCAGAACUCUUAUGGACUCCAUCUUCUCUUUGGAAGAGAUGACAACAUGCUCUGUCACUGGAAAAAAAGGGGUUGUCGGUGAAAAAAGAAAGAGCCUUGACCUGGAAAAAGUUCAGCUAGUAAUUGACCAUGUCAAAAAGACAUACCCAGGCAUCGGAGGCACUGAGAUCAAAGUCUGCAUGGCACAAAAAUUAAAAGAUCUGAGGAGACGGGCAGAAAGGUGAAUAUCGUAACUUUUUUAUACUAGGGUUGUGCCAAUAGACGAUAGUAUCAUGUCAGACAAUAGUCAGACAUAUUGCUGAGGGCAGAUGCCCAUGACUAUUUCAAGAUGAUAGUGGCUUGUUUUCCCAUUCAUUUAUAUUAUUAUUAUUAAAUUA
This is a messenger RNA of Megalobrama amblycephala (Wuchang bream), 1197 nucleotides long. RefSeq lists its product as uncharacterized. Gene Ontology annotation, molecular function: DNA binding. The record is from RefSeq and is a predicted model, not a curated record. The transcript has 8 exons. Bases 1 to 1044 code for a protein of 347 amino acids. NCBI's taxonomy places the organism in Eukaryota, Metazoa, Chordata, Actinopteri, Cypriniformes, Xenocyprididae.